AUGAACCGAAAACAUGCCAAACAGGAAACCAAACAACAACCUGGAUCCGGCUCGAUGACCAAGAGGACGAUGACGAUUGCCACGUACGAAGAGAAGGAUAAAUAUAAAGAAACAAGAGACAGCAAUGACCGAUACAGGAUUUUAACCACACUUCCCAAAAGUUGGUCUACAUAUAGAAUUAUGAAAGAGUUCAAUGUUUCCCAACAUAUGGCCAACCAAGCAAAAGCACUGCAGCAAGAGAAAGGAAUAAUGUCGGUGCCUGUAAAGAGGUUAAGCAGAGCUUCAUUAGGAGAACCAACGAUAAUGCUUGUUCGUGAUUUUUACAAUAGUGACGAUAUAAGUCGUGUUUGUCCGGGGAAAAGAGAUUAUUUAAUAUCUAAAAAUGAUGAAGGCGAAAUCUACGUACAAAGAAGAUUAGUUUUGUGUAACUUGCAGGAGGCGUACUCCAUCUUUAAAAAUACAUAUCCUGAUAUUAAAAUAGGAUUUUCCAUGUUCGCCAGUAACCGUCCGAAACACUGCGUUUUGGCAGGGACAAGUGGCACGCAUACCGUAUGCGUUUGUAUAUAUCAUCAGAACGUUAAACUUAUUUUUAAAACACUACAAAGCAGACAAUCACUCCCAGAUGGUGUUGAUUCCUAUCACGAUUUGUUUAAAAAAAUAAUUUGUCAAAAUCCAAGUGAACAAUGCUGGCUGCAGUGUUGCAAAAAUUGUUCAGGAACGCAAAUUUUGGCCACAGAACUAAUGACUAUUCUUAGUAACGGACAUGUUGCAUCAAUACAAUUCAAACAAUGGCGUCAAGUAGAGAGAUGCAUUAUGGACUUAGAACUGCUUAGGCACUAUUUCAAGGCAAGUCUUACAGGAAACAAUAUCGACACGUAUGCCUGA
Molecule: messenger RNA, 885 nt
Organism: Ochlerotatus camptorhynchus
Lineage: Eukaryota; Metazoa; Arthropoda; Insecta; Diptera; Culicidae
Exons: 3
Coding region: 1-885 (294 amino acids)
Source: RefSeq, a predicted model, not a curated record